Molecule: messenger RNA, 663 nt
Organism: Echinococcus granulosus
Lineage: Eukaryota; Metazoa; Platyhelminthes; Cestoda; Cyclophyllidea; Taeniidae
Exons: 3
Coding region: 1-663 (220 amino acids)
Source: RefSeq, a predicted model, not a curated record
AUGAUGUUUCAUAAUGCUGUCACUUCUUACCUUCGGUUUGUUCGCCUUCUACUCCAUUUGUAUCCUUACUCUGACGACACAGAAGACGGCUUAAGAACAUGCGCAAAAAAAGGGGAGGUGCAAAAUUUACGGAGAUCCCAAAAAAAGUACGAGGAAAGGAAAACAAUCACUCUGAGCAAAUACAUAUGGUUUGUGAAUUUUUUGAAAUUCAAUUAUUUCACAGAUAUUUUUCAACCAUGGCAUAUGCAGUAUAAUAAACUUCAGGGAGGAUUUCCUGCCUUUUUUGUCUCGUGUGGCAUCACACUGGUCAUCCCCAGCUUCGCCCUUUUUCCGUUUUUUCCUUUUUUUCCACUAAUAUGCUUCCUCUGGAGACCCAAAUUGAAUGAGAAGCAGGAUGUUCUUUCCGUACUGCAUGAAAAUUGGUCAGAUCGUGACGAAGGAUGCACACCUCUCACUCAUACUUUACCUCAUUCAUUAAUCAAGUCUAAUUGUGUAUUACUAUCAUCACUAGCACAAUCUCCACGUUCCCCUUCGUUGCCUGUCAUCUCCAAUUCAGUUUGUUUCACAAUUCUGUGGUUUCUCAUUGUCUUUUGUACACAGGCGAACUUGCGGGAAAUAUUUGCUAACCAAAAAAGUCUUUCAAUUUUGGGCAGUAAAUCUUGA